This is a messenger RNA of Eurytemora carolleeae, 1464 nucleotides long. RefSeq names its product protein N-terminal asparagine amidohydrolase. The record is from RefSeq and is a predicted model, not a curated record. Gene Ontology annotation, cellular component: nucleus. Gene Ontology annotation, biological process: ubiquitin-dependent protein catabolic process. Bases 67 to 1137 code for a protein of 356 amino acids. NCBI's taxonomy places the organism in Eukaryota, Metazoa, Arthropoda, Copepoda, Calanoida, Temoridae. Gene Ontology annotation, molecular function: protein-N-terminal asparagine amidohydrolase activity. The transcript has 2 exons.
UAAAGGAGCGCCAGUUUUCUUGAAACUUCUGCUCUGCACGGACCCGAACACACUCAUGCUUUAAACAUGGUUCUCCUUGUAAACAAUUCUCCACUCUCCGACACCCCUCGGAGUCUGAACUGGUUAUACAAUCAGUAUCCGUCCUUGAAGGACGGAGCUAAACAGUUGGCUGGGACGGAACCAAAACAGAUUCACAGCUCCGGGUCCUUGUUUGUAUCUGCCCGGGAGUAUGCUGUUACUCACUCUCAGGACAGUAAACUAUCUGUGGUUGGAACAGAUAAUCUCAUUAAUAACACAGCCAUCAUUAUCAGAAAUUCAGGAACUGGUGCUCUGUUGUUUGCCCAUGUUGACCGGAUGAGUGAAGACGACCUGUCAACAAUGCUGGAGAAGCUAGGUCAUACAACAGGCAAACUUCAACUCCAUCUAGUGGGAGGAUUUGCGGAUACAAAGAAUGUGUCUGAAUCUCUUCUCUCUCCUGUCCUCUCCAUCCUACACAGGAGUUCACACAACCUAGACCUUGUCACUUGCUGUAUAGGAGAGGCGUGUACUGUGAUGAGGGGCGGGGCACCCUGGCCCCUCCUCUACGGGGUGGGUGUCUACGUCAAGAACGGAUUAAUGUUUCCUGCAUCAUUCUUGGACCGUGGACCAGACCUAGAUCUUAGGUUGGCUAGAACACUGACCGGUGGUGAGGGGGUUGGUAUGCUGGAUAUAUACUCCCCUGAGAGAGAAGAACUGCGGAUAGGACCAUUCUCCUACCUUCCCAUGAGAUCAGUAGAUAUAUGGUUGGGACAAUCAGAUGAUUUUAUUCUACAGAGUUUAACACCAUGUCCUGAGGUUGUAACAGAUAGAGAAGGUUUUGUAAGACAGGUUCGGGAUACAUUGAGAAUAGUUAAAUCUCAUCCAUACCCAUCCGUUACACUUUUCCAAUCUAACUCACCAAGAACUUACAGGAAAGACGAACUUUCGGGGCAUUGGAUUCCUUCAAACAAUUCCAGCUUUUGGAGUCUACCCUUCCCUAUGCAGUGUGCUACUAAACCUGAACCUCAGAUUCCGUUUCAAGACGACCUUUGUCUCAACUUCAAGCAGGAGAGCUUUCUGGCUUGGCAGGGGUUUCAGGAACCUCAGGUCUACUAUUAAACUCUGGGUUUUAGGAACCUCAGGUCUACUAUUAAACCCUGGGUUUUAGGAAUCUCAGGUCUACUAUUAGAACUAGGGGUUUAAGGAACCUUAGGUCUAAUUUGAAAGGUUUUAUGCUGAGUUUGGGGUUUUACACUCUGAGGUUCCAAAAUUUUUGGUCUAGAGGUUUAAAGCCCAGGUUUUAGGGCUAAGGGAUAAAUUUUGAACGACUGUGAUACAAAAUAAUAUGGACUGGAGAACCAGUGAUCUCGUUCUUUUUCUUUCUUAUUUUCUUUCUCUUUUUUCUAUUUUAUUCUUUCCUUCUCUCAUUUUUUCUCCCUUUUUCUA